Messenger RNA from Polistes dominula (European paper wasp), 2623 nucleotides. Its product is annotated as maltase A3. The record is from RefSeq and is a predicted model, not a curated record. Gene Ontology annotation, biological process: carbohydrate metabolic process. Lineage: Eukaryota; Metazoa; Arthropoda; Insecta; Hymenoptera; Vespidae.
UUAAGGUGAUGAAAUAAUUUAAUGAUUACAAUUGUGGUCCGAAUUUUGUCAAGUGAAAAUUAUUGUUAAAUAAUUUUUUAAACUGUUUUAAUUAAAAAUCAUUUUGGGUCAUUUUCAAGGCAGAUUACAAGGCAAUCUAUCGAUGAUUAAAACACCAAAGAUCGAAACAAAAACGUCCGAUAAAAUAGUCGAUAAUCCGCAAAUGUAAAAACAAGCCAAAAAAAAAAAAAAGAAAAAAAACAAGCAAAAACAAAAGCUACAUAUACGGACGAAAUUUCAUAUCAAUCCUAUAACAAAUCGUGAUUAUGGCAGAAUCAAUGUGCACGAUGAUGUUACGUUUGAUUUUGCUCUUGGGAAUUUUAACAAGAGGAAUCAAAUCUGUCGAUCUAGCGUAUAAAGAAUGGUGGGAAACAACACUCGUAUAUCAAAUUUGGCCAAGAGGAUUUCAAGAUAGCAAUGGCGAUGGUGAAGGUGAUUUGAAAGGGAUAAUUAAUAAGCUUGAUUAUAUUAAAGAACUUGGAGUUGAGACAAUAUGGCUUAAUCCAAUCUAUAGAUCUCCUUUGGUAGACAGUGGAUAUGAUGUUUCUGAUCAUAAAGAUUUAAAUCCUUUAUUUGGAAAAUUUGAAGAUUUUGAUGAGUUGAUAAGAAAAGCACAUGACCUAGGAUUAAAGGUUAUUCUAGACAUAAUACCAAAUCAUUCUAGCGUCGACCAUCCAUGGUUUAUUUUAUCUGUAAAUAAUCGCGAAGGUUAUGAAGAUUAUUAUAUUUGGUCAGAUGGAAAAGAAGAUAAAGAAGGUAACAAGAUACCACCUAAUAAUUGGGUAAGCACGUAUAAUAAAGAUAAAGAAGGAUCUGCAUGGACUUGGCAUAAUAUUAAAAAGCAAUGGUAUUAUCAUAAAUUUCAUGAGAAACAACCAGAUCUUAAUUUACGAAAUAAAAAUGUCAUUGAGGAAAUACUGGAUAUUUUCAAAUUUUGGUUAGAAAAAGGUGUAGAUGGUUUUCAUAUAGAUUCAGUACCAUAUUUUUUUGAAGAUGAACAAUUACGAAAUGAACCGUCUGUGGGAAGUGGUAAUUAUACUUUUGGACUUGAAGAAAGUACCGAGCUUCUUUAUGUAUUUCGUGCCUAUAUCAACAAUUGGAUAGAAAUAAAUAAUGCAUCUUCAAAAUUGUUAAUAGCAGAAUCAUAUGAUUCUGAUUAUAAACUUAUAGCUUAUUAUGGUAAUGCUACACACGAAGGAAUUGAGCCUACUAAUGUACGCUUCAUCAAUCCUAUUCACAAUAAAACAGAUGCUAGUUAUAUUAAAAAUGUAAUAGACGAAUGGUAUCAACUUCUACCAGAAAAUACAACUACUAAUUGGAUGCUAAGUAAUCAUGAUUUCUCGAGAGUACCGUCAAGAAUUGGAUUAAAUCGAGUCGAUGGACUUCAUAUGCUUAGUUUACUUCUACCUGGACAAGCAUAUACAUAUUAUGGCGAAGAAAUAGCAAUGUUAGAUUCCAAAAUUUCGUGGGAUAGAACGAUUGAUCCAAUGGGUUGCGGUCAAACAUCAGACACAUAUGAAAAUUUUUCUCGAGAUCCAGCUAGAACACCCAUGCAAUGGAAUAACAAAUUAUCCGCUGGUUUUUCUACAAAUGAAACUACAUAUCUUCCUGUGCAUCCUGACUAUGUCACUAGAAAUGUGGAAUAUCAAAAAGCACAAGAACACAGCAAUUUAAAAACUUAUAAAAAAUUAGCUGAACUUAGAAAACAACCAGUUUUUACUCACGGAGACUAUGAACUUAAAUCAACUAAUAACAACAACGUACUUAUUUUAAAACGAUCGUUGCAAGAUCAUCCUAUAUAUAUAAUUAUUGUGAACCUGUGGAUUCAUCGAGAACAAAUAAAUCUGACAUCUUUAUAUCCAGAUUUAAAUGACAAUUUAGAAAUUGUAGUAUAUUCGAGCAACGCCAUAUAUACUACAAAUACUGUACCAAAAAGCAAUUUUAUUCUUACGGCAAAUGCUGCUUUAGUAUUAAAAGGAAAAUUGAAUAAAAGUACAACUUUACCUCCUACUUCAACUGUACCUGCCACAUCUACUAAAAGUACAACAGACAAUACAAAUUCCAGUCCUACAGAUACAACUAUAUCAAGUAUUAAACCCAGCGAUAAAACAACAUCUUCUACGACUAAUAAAUCAGAAACGCCACCGACGAAUAGUACAGAAAGCACGACUGAAAAAUCAGGAACACCAUCGACAGAGAGUACAAUAAGUACAACGACUAAUAAAUCAGAAACGCCACCGACGAAUAGUACAGAAACCACAACUCAAAAAUCAGGAACACCAUCGACAAAGAGUAUAAGUACAACGACUGAAAAACCAGAAACGUCAACUACAAAUAGUCCAAAAACCACGGCGACUGAUAAACCAGAAACGCCAGAUAUAAAUAGUCCAAAAACCACGACGACUGAAAAACCAAAAACAACAACAGACUCAAAUAACUAUUCAGGAUUAACCACCACUUCUUCGUUUAACUUUAUAUUAAUCACAACAUUGACUGUUAUAAUAUUUCCCGAGUUUUUAAUUUUCUUAUAUAAUAAUAUUUAAAUAAAAUCAAAUCACAUAUAUAAAAUAUAUUAUUUUAUUAU